This is a messenger RNA of Ceratotherium simum simum (southern white rhinoceros), 3025 nucleotides long. RefSeq names its product dynein regulatory complex subunit 5 (gene DRC5). NCBI's taxonomy places the organism in Eukaryota, Metazoa, Chordata, Mammalia, Perissodactyla, Rhinocerotidae. Gene Ontology annotation, biological process: microtubule-based movement. The record is from RefSeq and is a predicted model, not a curated record. Gene Ontology annotation, molecular function: protein binding.
UCCCACCAGCAUCAAGGACCUGCCAGUCUGAGAAACUGCCUGUCACAAGGCCAUCACCAAGAGGCCACCUGCCCCUGUGUUGCCAGUCCCCAGCAUGCAGGAAACCAUAACAACACCAACAAUGUCAGCCCCCAGCCGGUCCUCAGUCUCCACCCAGGACCGGUCCUCUGCUACAGGCCACGCUUCAAGCACAGACCCGCAGCCCUCAAAGCCCUCAGUGGCCCCACCCCCCGGAAAGUCCAAGGGCCCAAAUUCUGGGGCCAGUGUACGUCGGAUGCGCAGGAUCAUCGCUGAGGAUGCUGAGUGGUCACUGGCCAUUGUGCCCCUCCUCAGAGAGCUCUGCAUUCAGCACAUCGUCAAGAACUUCCAGAACAACCCUAUCCUGAAGCAGCUGCCCCCAGAAGACCAGCAGAAGGUCCUGAACCACCUGUCACCUGACCUGCCACUGGCUGUGACUGCCAACCUGAUUGAUGAUGAGGGCUACUGGAGCCGUUGCUGCAUGCAGCGCUGGCCCGUGUGCUACGUGGCCAAGUAUGGCGGCAGCUGGAAGCGCAUGUUCUUCGAACGGCACCUGGAGAACCUGCUAAAGUACUUCAUCCCAGGCACCACGGACCCCGCAGUGAUCCUCGACCUGCUGCCGCUCUGCAGGAACUACGUGCGCAGGAUCCAUGUGGAUCAGUUCCUUCCGCCCGUGCAGCUGCUGCCCCGGCCACGGAGUGGGGAACAGUCCGACUCGGGCAGCGAGGGAGAGAUGGAGGAGCCUGCCAUGGACCACUACCAACUGGGUGACCUGGUGGCUGGCCUGAGCCAUCUGGAGGAGCUGGACCUGGUGUACGGUGUCAAGGACUGUGGCAUGAACUUUGAGUGGAACCUCUUCCUCUUUACCUACCACGACUGCCACUCCCUGGCGGCCACCAUCAAGGCAUGCCACACCCUCAAGAUCUUCAGGCUGACCCGAAGCAAGGUGGACGACGACAAGGCACGCAUCCUAAUUCGCAGCCUCCUGGACCACCCAGCCCUAGAGGAGCUGGACCUGUCACACAACCUCAUCGGGGACCGUGGCGGGCGUGCCGCCGCCAAGCUGCUGAGCCACAGCCGCCUGCGUGUGCUCAACCUGGCCAACAACCAGGUGCGUGCACCUGGGGCCCAGUCGCUGGCUCACGCCCUGGCACACAACACCAACCUCAUUUCCCUCAACCUGCGCCUCAACUGCAUUGAGGAUGAGGGCGGCCAGGCGCUUGCCCACGCCUUGCAGACCAACAAGUGCCUCACCACGCUGCACCUCGGUGGCAAUGAGCUGUCUGAGCCCACCGCCACGCUCCUCUCCCAGGUGCUUGCCAUCAACACCACGCUCACCAGCAUCAACCUGUCCUGCAACCACAUUGGGCUGGAUGGCGGGAAGCAGCUCCUGGAAGGCAUGUCAGACAACAGGACCCUCCUGGAGUUUGACUUGCGCCUAUCAGACGUAUCCCAGGAGAGCGAGUACCUCAUUGGCCAGGCCCUCUGUGCCAACCGUGAAGCAGCCCACCAACGGGCCUUGAAUCCCAGCCACUUCAUGUCGCCAAUCACUGCCAAGGGCCCUGAGAACCCUGUGGGAUAAUAUGGGGGACAGGGCUGGGGCAGUGCCCCAUCACUCACUUUGUGCGCCUGCCCUGCCUGCUGCAGACUAUCCCACUGGUCCAGAGGGAGGGGGAGGAGGAGACCACGAAUAUGCUGGGGUGAGUGAUCAAGGGUUGUGUGGAUAAAGAUGUGAGGAGGGGGAGGGGACUGGAAUAGGGGAAGAAGGGGUAUGAAGUGGGACCCAGCCCCCAUACACAGGGAGAGGGUAUUACUGGACCCCCUGAAAUGACCAACUUCCUCCAGGAAUAGGGAAAGCAGAGAGGACUCUGAGGGACUGCAUCCGCCCAGACUCUCCCACGAGGACCACCCAUCUCCCUGACCACCCUCCCUACCAUUUUCCUUUCUCCUGAACAGAUCCUUAACCUCUUGACCUUCAAACACACACACACUCUCUGUCUCUACACUCUCUCUCCAUCCUCUGGCUACAGCAGAGCUUCGCCCGGCUCUUCCACCCUCACCCCUGCAGAUGCCACCUCCCUAUUACUUGACUCUGUUUAAGUGAUCCAGUUCUGCUGGCCAUGCCAUCCCCUAAUCCUCUCUCCCAAUCUGGGAAGGGAGAAACAAGGUGACAGGAGGGGCUCAGACCCAGUGGCCCCCCCAAAGAGCUUCCCAGGAGAUGGUGGGGGAAGUGCCACACUGGGAAGGGAAGUUGGUGAGUCAUCCGCAACUUUAUUAUCCACCAGUUUGAUUUGUACAAUCUUUGCGCUUGGAAAUCCACGACAGAAAGGCCACAGUGUGAUGCACCCAAUUGACAGAGACCUGUCUUCUACCCAGCCAGGCCCAGCCCACCCCACAAGCCCUUGUCCCCAGGACACAUGGAGCUUUCCAGGUACCCUCCACAAGUCCCCGUCACUCUGCAGCUGCCCACCCUGGGGCCACACUCACAGGAAUCACAUCAACCCAUAGGGCCACGAAGACUGACUAAUGGAUUCACGCGGAGCCCCAUCUUCCAUGCUCCUUGCGCUGAGCAGCCCAGAACCUCCAAACCCAUGUUUCCAAAGGGUGGGUCAUGGGCUGCAACCACAGCCUAGGGGCGCCUGCUAUCCAGGGACUCCUUCCAAUGAGCAGGCGCUGAGCAGAGCACCAAAGGGGGCUUGGGAGUGACUGCACGUAUGUGCCUGUCCGGGCCACCUAGAGUCUGUGUGUGCCUGACACCCUCUGACAGUUCCAGAGUGCUAACGUGUAGGUGUGAGGGUGUGAGUGUGUAUGUACAUAGCCACAGCUGCUAGCAGAGGUUCUAAUUAGAGAAACAAGAACAUUCAGUGUAAAGUUUAAUUUUAGAGAUUAAUUAAUUUUCUGGUUUUCAUUUUUCCCUGGCAAUCAAUACAGCUAUCAAGAAAAUAGACCAAAGAAGUGGUUUCUCUCUAAGUCUGUGCGUGUGUGGGAGGUGAGGCUGUCUGUGUGA